Molecule: messenger RNA, 859 nt
Organism: Suncus etruscus (white-toothed pygmy shrew)
Lineage: Eukaryota; Metazoa; Chordata; Mammalia; Eulipotyphla; Soricidae
Gene: SNRNP27
Product: small nuclear ribonucleoprotein U4/U6.U5 subunit 27
Exons: 6
Coding region: 57-524 (155 amino acids)
Biological process (GO): RNA splicing
Cellular component (GO): precatalytic spliceosome
Source: RefSeq, a predicted model, not a curated record
CCCGGAAGUGAUCGCAAGCAACUUUCAGGCCGGGGCUUGGAGCUGGAAGGGAGCGGAUGGGUCGCAGCCGCAGCCGCUCCCCGCGGAGGGAGCGUAGGCGGUCCCGGUCCACUUCCAGGGAGAGAGACCGCCGACGCCGAGAUAGGUCCCGGUCCAGGGAGAGGGACCGGAGAAGGAGCCGCUCUCGAUCUCCACACAGAAGACGCUCCAGAUCCCCAAGACGACAUAGAUCUACAUCUCCUUCCCCUUCCCGACUGAAAGAAAGAAGAGAUGAGGAAAAGAAAGAAACAAAAGAAGCAAAGAACAAAGAACGGCAGAUUACUGAGGAAGACUUAGAGGGUAAAACUGAAGAAGAAAUAGAAAUGAUGAAGUUGAUGGGAUUUGCCUCCUUUGAUUCCACAAAAGGAAAAAAGGUAGAUGGAUCUGUAAAUGCCUAUGCCAUCAAUGUGUCCCAGAAGAGGAAGUACAGGCAGUACAUGAAUCGAAAAGGCGGAUUCAACAGACCUUUGGAUUUCAUUGCAUGAGAAUUAUUAAAGAUUUCUCCCCCUCACCUUCCUCAGAAGAGUGGAUUUUGUAUUUAUAUUUGAUAGACAUCAAAGCAGGAUCCCAGUCCUUCUGCCUUGUAAAGUAAGAAAACUUUAUUUAUGAAGUGUGUAGUUCACUUUACUCGCCUCAAGAGAAGAAAGGUUAAAUAAUCAUUUUUUCUUUUAGGAAAUACCAUUGGGGUAGUCUCAGCCCCCUUGUUUUGUCCUUAUUCCUGUGGAAGCUAUACAUGUUUUUCUUAAUGGAUGCUCAUUAGGACUUUUUAAAACAAAAGUGAUUUGGAUGUAAGUUUCUCAAAUAAAACAAUAUUUCUACC